UUUUCAUUUUCACGUGCAUGCUUGCAAGUUGCAAGUAAGGGUAUGGUUCCAAAUUCCUAAUAAAUACUAGCCAGUUGAAGUUCGAUUGAAUCACAGUGGAGAAGCUAAGCACGUCGAAGGAUUUCAGCGUUCUAUUCCAUUGUAUGAGUGCUGGUGCUAGUAAAACUUCUCUGUCUUACCAAGGAGGAAACGUCAAAUUUCAAAGCAUUCGAGGGAGCAUAAUGGGGGCGUCAAAACGUGAUAGUAUGAGUGGUGAACAUUACAGGAAGGUAGAGAAUUUUGAAAGCAAAACUCCCUCUGAGUCAGAAAUAGAAGCCACAGCCGGACACCCUCAUGACAACACUUUGGAUCUACAAAGCCCUCAAAUCCGGACCAUUUUAGGUUUGGUAGAAGACUGUGAUAAAUGCACAGAUAAGAUAUGUCAAUUCAUUGAAGGACCCAAAAAUGACAUUGCUGGUGAUGGUGAAAUGCAAGAGGGUCUCGUUGAGUUCGUUAAAGAAAAACAUGGACACAAUAAGAACAACUGGAAGUUGCUAAGAGAUGCGUAUCUUUCAAAGAAAGAUUAUAACAAAAUUAAUAAUCUUUCUAAUUUAUGGAAUGAUCUCCUUGAAAGUGAGAUUUUCGAGCAGAAAUCCCCUGUGGGAAAUACGGUGUUACACAUAGCUGCUGAGAAUGGAGAUGAAGACCUUGUGGAGGAGAUUGUUCGUCAAGCCCCUUAUCUGUUGACUGAAAAAAGUUUCAGUGGUGAUACUGCACUGCAUGUUGCUGCUAAAACUGGCCACUUCUCUGCUCUUCAGAAGUUGAUUGUUGCUCACUUCAAAAAUUCAUCAGAAAGUUAUUACAAAAUCCAGGAGGCAGAGGAGAAGGCUCUGGAGAAAAUCCUUGAGAAAAACAAUGAUGGAAAUACAUUCUUCCACGAGGCCUUAAUCAAUGGUCGCCAUGGAGUGAUGAAUUUCCUGCUUUCUCAUGGUGAUAGUAAUUUGAAAAAAGUGGCUAAGGGAGCUGCGUUAUCCGUGACGAGUAAUGAAAAGAAAUCAGGUGUGUAUUUGGCAAUUGAGUCUGGCUACAAGCAUGUUGUUGAUCAAGCAUUAAGUGAUGUAAUUCCAAAACACUCAAACUAUAUUCCUCAAGGAAAAUCUCUUCUUCUUGCAGCAAUCAUCAAAGAGGAUCAAGAUAUUUUAGAGACUAUAUUGGCAAAAAUGCCCAAAUGGAUCCAUUUAUCGGACACCCAAGGAAGAAUUCCUCUACAUUAUGCUGCUUCAACAGGUUAUCUUAAAGGUGUUCAGAAUCUGCUUAAAAAAUGUGAUUUCUUCGUCAUGGAAAUGGACAAAAAUGGAUUUUUGCCAAUUCAUUUGGCUUCUUGCACUGGCCAGGUUAAAGUAGUUCAGGAAUUGUUGAAAUCAGACUACUGCCCGGAUCCAAGAGAUAUAGUUCACAAGGAUGGCCGAAAUAUUCUUCAUCUUGCAGCUCAAAGUGGAAAGUUUAAUGUUGUAAAGUACAUCUUGCACGCUUCUUCUUCUUCUUCUUCUAAUCAUGGACUUGUAAAGAUGAUAAAUGAGCAGGACUGUAAUGGAAACACUCCUUUGCAUUUGGCUACCAUGUAUUGCCAUCCCAAAAUAGUGCAUACCUUGACAUGGGAUAAAAGAGUGGAUCUUUGUUUGGUUAACAGAAAAGGUCAAACAGCUCUUGAUGUUUUUGGGUAUUCUGGAAAUCCCUCCCUUAGACAGAGGCUAACAUGGACUGCAUUAAAAUCUUCUGGUGUACGAUCUGCUGAGCCAAAGUCAUUGGCAGCCAUGGUCCCUCCAGAAACUACAUACAUCAAUUUAUUGCAGCAAGAGGGUACAGACAUGGAUCCGUACAAAGAUAGAAUCAACACACUUAUAGUGGUUUCAACCCUUAUAAUUACAGCAACAUUCGCCACAGGUUUCGCAUUGCCCGGGGGUAUUAAUGGCUCAGGUGAUCCAGGGCCAGGUAUGGCUGUGAUGCUACAUCACAUAUGGUUUAAAAUAUUCAUCUUUUGCAAUACAAUAUCAAUGUACGGUGCAAUUAGUGUCACCAUCAUUCUCAUUUGGGCCCAGCUGGGAGAUAUUACUUUGGCACUCCUUGCGCUUAAAGUUGCAAGACCUCUUCUUGGAAUAACUCUUGCGACACUGUCUCUGGCAUUUUUGGCUGGGGUGCACCUAGUUAUAAGGGAUCUAACUUGGCUAGACACUUCUUUCUUGGCCAUGGGCUUGUUUUUCAUCUUCAUGUUGUUGUUGCUGUACACUAUGCUCUGGUUCCCCUCAUCAACUAGCAAACUAGUUCUCAGACAUAUAUCCUACUACCCCUUUCUACUGCUGGCAUCAUUGGUUGAACCUGAUCAAGACUAGUUCUUAGGUUUAAAGAAUGAUGUAGCAACUAAAAUCAUUAUGACAUUAUUAAAGGCAUUUAUCUCAUUUAUCGACUUUUAAA
Messenger RNA from Lotus japonicus, 2451 nucleotides. Its product is annotated as protein ACCELERATED CELL DEATH 6-like. The record is from RefSeq and is a predicted model, not a curated record. Gene Ontology annotation, cellular component: plasma membrane. The coding region runs from base 144 to 2369 and encodes 741 amino acids. Gene Ontology annotation, molecular function: protein phosphatase 1 binding; protein phosphatase regulator activity. Lineage: Eukaryota; Viridiplantae; Streptophyta; Magnoliopsida; Fabales; Fabaceae. The transcript has 4 exons.